Messenger RNA from Myotis brandtii (Brandt's bat), 1215 nucleotides. RefSeq names its product cyclin-dependent kinase 3 (gene CDK3). Lineage: Eukaryota; Metazoa; Chordata; Mammalia; Chiroptera; Vespertilionidae. The annotation marks the transcript as partial. Gene Ontology annotation, biological process: protein phosphorylation; regulation of G2/M transition of mitotic cell cycle; G1/S transition of mitotic cell cycle. Gene Ontology annotation, molecular function: cyclin-dependent protein serine/threonine kinase activity; ATP binding; cyclin binding. The record is from RefSeq and is a predicted model, not a curated record. Gene Ontology annotation, cellular component: nucleus; cytoplasm; cyclin-dependent protein kinase holoenzyme complex. The transcript has 4 exons.
CUCAGCCAGCCCCCCUCCCUGCUCCAGAGCUACCUCUUCCAGCUGCUGCAGGGGGUGAACUUCUGCCACGCGCACCGGGUCAUCCACCGCGACCUGAAGCCCCAGAACCUGCUCAUCAACGAGCUGGGCGCCAUCAAGCUGGCGGACUUCGGGCUGGCGCGGGCCUUCGGGGUGCCCCUGCGCACCUACACCCACGAGGUGGUGACGCUCUGGUAUCGCGCCCCCGAGAUCCUCCUGGGCAGCAAGUUCUACUCGACAGCGGUGGACAUCUGGAGCAUCGGCUGCAUCUUCGCAGAGAUGGUGACCUGCAAAGCUCUGUUCCCUGGAGACUCUGAGAUCGACCAGCUCUUUCGCAUCUUUCGGACCCUGGGGACGCCCAGCGAAGCCACGUGGCCGGGAGUCACCCAGCUGCCGGACUAUAAGGGCAGCUUCCCCAAGUGGACCCGGAAGGGGCUGGAGGAUGUGGUGCCCAAUCUGGAGCCAGAGGGCAAGGACCUGCUCCAGCAACUCCUGCAGUACGACCCCAGCCAGCGGAUCUCGGCCAAAGGCGCCCUGGCCCAUCCGUACUUCUCGUCCACGGAGACCGCCCUGGCCCCCCACCAGUGUGUGCUGGAGCGCUUCUGCCGCUGAGGAUGCGGGAGGCCACCGCCUCAGAGCCUCUCUCCAGCGGCCGCCCCGCUGCCUCCUCACCGGCUCCCCAAGAAGGGGGACAUGUCUGGGGAGAGGGCAAAGCUCUAAGGAAUUUGCAUCAGCCGCCAGAGGGCUGAGUUUGGGUUCGUCCUGCCAACAAGUUAGCGAGUUCCUGUGUUGUUUGUUGGGUUCGAUGGUGCCGUUUCCAGACGGGGGCACAGAAGCUCCGUGUGCGAGGGGGUAUGACAGGCCCUGGGUCUCCUGGCGCGGGGCAGCCGGCCAAGGAAAGCAGGAAGCCUGGCCCGCCAAUGCUGCUGCGCGCAAGGCGCUCCUCUGCCCUUCGCCUGCCCAGCCCUCGCUGCAAGGCCAGACCCUGAGGGGAAGGGCGCCCUCUGCUGGCCUUUUGGAUUUAAAAUGUUUGGGGGAAGAGUUGAGUCCCAAGUUUAACAGGAAGGAGGGUGCGGGGGAGGGGACGUUUCCUGGUACCAUUGUGUGUGGCUGUUGUAAGUAGUUGUCACCUAGGAUAUGUGUACAUUUGUUUGCUUCUGGAUUGAAGAGCAGGAAAUAAAAGUGAUGCUCUGAAUG